GUUUCCGGCUGAUAUCUGUGGAGCCUGAAAGAGGAGACAGCAUUGCAGGACAAGGUAGCUGCCAAGAUGCUCCAUUUGCGAAGUUCACAGAUGCUGCAGAUGUUGGAGAAGUCCUUAAGGAAACACCUUCCCGAGUCCUUAAAGCAUGAAUGUAUCCCUACUUACUAAAUUCUGUAUAAAUAAAGAAGGACUCUGACUGCUAGACAGUCAGGCUGCAAGAUUCUCCUGACUACCACGGCCUGGCUGACUCCCUCCCUCACCAGCUUUUACAUCCUCUGCUGGAAUUGUCUACUAUCGGGAAUGGCUCCCGGAUAUACCAGGUGUUGGUGUGCUUGCACACAAAGUUUAUGGGACUGUCUUCCACAUGAAUCAUGGAAACCCAUUCAAGCUCAAGGCUCUGGUGGACAAGUGGCCUGAUUUUAACACAGUGAUUGUCCGUCCUCAGGAGCAGGAGAUGGCAGAUGACUUUGAUCCCCAUGUCAACACUUACCAGAUCUAUUCUAAGGAUCCUAAGAACUGUUUGGAGUGCCUUGGCACACCAGAGGCCAUCAACUGGAAACAACAUCUGCAGGUUCAAAGUUCACAAUCCAGCCUGAAUGAAGCAAUAAUGGGCAUUACAGCUGCUAAGCUGGUCAAAGUCAAGAGAACACAAUGCAUUCUUUACAUGAUGCCCCAGACAGCAAAGAAACUGGUUCCUUUCCUGAUGGAGGAUAUAGAGAAUUUACAUCAUAAAUCUGGCAGACCCCGGGCCAUCAACCAUGAGAUGUUUAAACUCUCAUCACUGGAUGUCACCCAUGCUGCCUUGGUGGAUAAAUUCUGGCAUUUUGGUGGUGAUGAGAGGAGCCAGAGAUUCAUUGAGCGCUGUAUCCAAACCUUUCCUAGCUCAUGUCUUCUGGGGCCUGAAGGGACCCCUGUCUCCUGGGCUCUGAUGGACCAAACUGGAGAAAUGCGAAUGGCAGGCACUGUGCCUGAUUACCGGGCACAAGGUCUCAUCUCCCACAUCAUUCAUACUCAGACUCUGGUUAUGGAUGAACUUGGCUACCCUGUGUAUAAUCAUAUGUACAGAGCCAACAAACUCAUGCAGAAAAUGAGCCAUACUCUGCAGCACGUCCCUAUGCCCUGUGACUGGAAUCAGUGGAAUUGUGUGCCUCUGUAACUCUGGUGCUGAACAAAUGGCUGUGUUGGAUAAGCAACAAUAAAGCUGGAGGGGAGAAUGGUGCACAUAGGGGAAAUACAAACUGUAAUGAACAAUAAAGGAGUGGGCAUUGGGCUCUGGGGAAGCAGUGUGAAUGGACAACAGUAUGCCACUGUUCCUGUCCUCAUAUUACCUUUCAGAUCCAGCAGAUGAAGCAUGGGCAGACCUCUCCACUGAGCCACUGGCUUUGUCCAGUUCUCUGUACUCUGAAUGUCAGUGACACUUCUCUUCAGCUGCACAUCACUAUCCUCUUGUGGACUGUUGUCCAUGAUCUCUCCUGUCAGGAUAUGCUGCUGACUUGUGGAUAGCUCACACUUUUCUCUCACACUCUUUACUUAGGAGCUAGAGUGCUCUUCAUCAAUAGGUGCUAUGGACUGAUCACUUCACUGAUAGACCUGUGAUUUCUGUUCAAUAACCAUGAUAAAUAUUUCAUAAGUGGAUAUAUGAUGGUAUAUGGUAUGGUAUCUGGAAGACAAAUUUUUUAGCAAGUGCUAAUUACUCUUUAAUUUUAAAUUUGCUAUUAUACAUAGAGCAUAGUAAGUGCCUUUCAGUGGUAAAAGGAAGCAUCCUUUGACUUAGGAAAUUCUAAUGAAAACAUCAUUGAGUCAAGAAUAGACAGCUGCUUCCUGACAUCUGGCUGUUGGCUAUAACAGGCCAGUGAGUACAAACUGAAACACAGGCAAGUCUUCUUGUUUCUGAGAUGUUGACAGAAUUUCCCCAGUGUUUAAACAUAGUCGUAUGCCCAGCUAUAUAAAUUUCAGUAUAAAAGUAUUCAGUAGGUUUGAGGUAACACCCCCAUUUUUGUGGAAAGUAGAUCUUUAAUAAUUUAGUCCAAUCUUACUUUGAGAAAGGAAAAGCAAUGAUAGCCUUUAUGCAACUGGAAUUGUCAUUUUUAUAAAAGAUCAUAUUCGCUUUUCUAUAAGUCAGUUUCACUUAAAUUAGGACUGUCCAACAAAAUAUUGUUAGCCAUUCAUGAUCUGAAUUUUGGUUAUGAAUUAAAUUAUGGUCCACAUUAAAAGUCA
Arvicola amphibius (Eurasian water vole) is the source of this 2217-nucleotide messenger RNA. Its product is annotated as glycine N-acyltransferase-like protein. Gene Ontology annotation, molecular function: glycine N-acyltransferase activity. Bases 365 to 1156 code for a protein of 263 amino acids. Lineage: Eukaryota; Metazoa; Chordata; Mammalia; Rodentia; Cricetidae. Gene Ontology annotation, cellular component: mitochondrion. The record is from RefSeq and is a predicted model, not a curated record. The transcript has 7 exons.